AUGGCGAUUCAUUCCCAAGUCUGGAAAGCCUGCUUUGGCAAACCCGCUGACGGCAUUGAAAAGAGCGUUGAGAAAGAGGAUGAAUAUAUGAUCAUUGACAACGAUCCUCCUAUUACCCGAUAUAUAUCCGUUCCUAAGGACAUGGAUCAACUAAGCUGUUCGGCACUGACUGCUGGUAUAGUAGAAGCUGUUUUGGAUGGCUUGGGUUUCCCAGCUCGUGUUACUGCCCACUCGGUCCCGAUGCCAAAUCUCCCUCACCGCACAUUGAUUCUAAUUAAGUUAGACCAAUCUGUACUCGAACGGGAAGAGGCCUUGAAAUCGACAUAA
Messenger RNA from Rhizoctonia solani, 327 nucleotides. Its product is annotated as Transport protein particle (TRAPP) component. Gene Ontology annotation, biological process: endoplasmic reticulum to Golgi vesicle-mediated transport. The coding region runs from base 1 to 327 and encodes 108 amino acids. Lineage: Eukaryota; Fungi; Basidiomycota; Agaricomycetes; Cantharellales; Ceratobasidiaceae. Gene Ontology annotation, cellular component: TRAPPI protein complex; TRAPPII protein complex; TRAPPIII protein complex. The record is from RefSeq and is a predicted model, not a curated record. The transcript is spliced from 4 exons.